Molecule: messenger RNA, 1169 nt
Organism: Aspergillus welwitschiae
Lineage: Eukaryota; Fungi; Ascomycota; Eurotiomycetes; Eurotiales; Aspergillaceae
Exons: 3
Coding region: 153-1103 (316 amino acids)
Source: RefSeq, a predicted model, not a curated record
GCCAGCUUCACUAAAGGACACCGGCCAUACAUCAUACCACUUGAUUAGUCCCGUCCGACUUCCUACAACUCGUAAGUUCCAAUCUCAUUCUCCACUAUUCCAAUAUCGGACACAUUAUAACACUUGAUUCGUUCAUUUCAGCCUCCUGCAAUAUGCAUCAACGGACUCGUUCUCCACUUGAAAGCCUCAACCUCUCCCUCUCCAGACUGUCAAGGGACAAGAAGAUGCAUGCAUUCCACUUUCACCUCUCACAAGAAGCGAAGCGUCAGAGAACGCAAGACAAGAUUCUCGCAACCCACGCUAGGAUCGAAGAAUACUCGGCUGGAUAUUUAAGGCCAUGGCAAUUACUGAAGCUGAAGAUCGACGCGUCUGAAGUCAACAUAAGCAGCAAAGAUAUAAUCAAGUUUAGACCGUGCUUUUUCUCUCCCUUACCCACUGACACAAUACGGACGUGCCUAUCGAAGCAGUCAAACAAGAAUACCCCACAUGAAAAUAGUUUAGGCUAUGCAGGACGUGCAAUGCCAUGCCCAAGCACAGUCGCUCUUAUGCAUUAUCCACUUAUCCUCGAUCUCUUUCGAGAGAAAUAUGCAACCUCCGUACGCAAAGGUUUCUGCUUGGACAGCCUGACCACUCUUCGAGAGUGCGGAGCCACUAGCAAGGGCAAGUGGAAGCAGCAACCAGGCCUCGAACUCGCCGAGAAGCUAUCUACCGAGCGCUGGCAAAUCCUGCGCAUUUUAGAGGAUCUGGAGCAUGAAGUACCCCACGCCGUCUGCGAUAUCCGUCAGAACAUCCAAGUUGACAGAAAGAAAGGUCUCACGGUAGCGGAAGUGAAAGCCAUUAUGAGAGUUAUGGCUGUCCGCAUAGGGCUGGACUGCUACCGGCCGCAUUCCCUAAUGCCAAUCCUGGCUAUAUCAUACUUGAAUCGAAAGCAAGGACGAAUCUUACAAGUACACCAUGAUGGAAAACGGGUCGUUAUCCAGUACACGAAAGUGCUAGACUUUGAUGGACUUGAACAUCACCCUAUCGAGCUCUUCCUUCGCUACUACUGCAGCCAGCCAGUCGGAAAGACCGCCAAUAAGCAGAAGGAUUCAUCGUCAAGAUAGGGCUAGAGAAUUGGCUCCACUGACGCCCCACGGUGGUAAGGAAGGGCAUCACUUCCAAUGGUCAAG